Messenger RNA from Abrus precatorius (Indian licorice), 1267 nucleotides. RefSeq names its product homeobox protein knotted-1-like 10. The record is from RefSeq and is a predicted model, not a curated record. Gene Ontology annotation, molecular function: DNA binding; DNA-binding transcription factor activity, RNA polymerase II-specific. Gene Ontology annotation, biological process: regulation of DNA-templated transcription. NCBI's taxonomy places the organism in Eukaryota, Viridiplantae, Streptophyta, Magnoliopsida, Fabales, Fabaceae. Gene Ontology annotation, cellular component: nucleus. The transcript has 5 exons. Bases 120 to 1055 code for a protein of 311 amino acids.
CUUAUAGUAAUUUUAAUUAGAUAUACCAUAUCGUUAUUUAAGUUUAGCUCUGCUUGCUGGAGUGCACUAGUGUAGAAUUCACCGACUCAGUGAGAUAUUUGAAUCUAUCCAGAGCCGUGAUGGAAGCAGUAUACAGGUGGAAACCUCCUUUGUCUUGUCCAGAGGAUGUUGUUAGAGUUGGGAACGCGAGCGUUUCAGCAACUACUACUGCUACCACUACUUCUGAAUUGCGUCUAGGGUCAGCUGAGGCUAAUUGUUACCUCCAGCUGGAAGCUCCUGCUGAACGAAAUGUUACCGGGUCAGAUAUGUCGGAUCGGCUUAUCAAGAUCCAGAUCGCAAAUCACCCUCUUUAUCCUGAUUUACUGGCUGCAUACAUAGGAUGCCAAAAGGUUGGAGCACCACCGGAACUGAUAUCGCUUCUUGAAGGAAUAGCCCGAGAAAGCCACUCCAUGAAUGCUCACCGUGAGAUAGGGAAUGGUCCUGAACUUGAUGAAUUCAUGGAAACGUACUGCGAAGUUCUUCAUAGAUACAAAGAGGAGUUGUCAAAGCCCUUCAAUGAAGCGACUUUGUUUUUGGGUAAUAUGGAAUCACAACUCAGCAAUCUUUGUCAGGGAACACUAGCAAAGUCAUCGGACAACAACCGCUCGGCUGGUGGAGCAUCAGAGGAGGAGUUAAGUUGUGGGGAGAUGGAAGCUGUUGAAAGCCAUGUAUCUUCUUCUUCUGGUACUUGCCCAGGUGAUCAAAAGCUUAAAGAAAUGCUUCUUCGCAAGUACAGUGGCCAUUUUAGCAGUUUGAAAAAGGAAUUUCUAAAACGAAGGAAAAAGGGGAAGCUGCCACGGGAUGCAAGGAUGGCACUGAUGGACUGGUGGAACACCAAUCAUAGGUGGCCAUAUCCUACGGAGGAAGAGAAAGUGAAAUUAUCAGAAAUUACUGGACUGGAUCAAAAGCAGAUAAAUAAUUGGUUCAUCAACCAGCGAAAACGGCAUUGGAAACCAACUGAGGAUAUGCGAUUUGCCAUUGUGGACGGUGGCAGAGGAGGACCUAUGUUUUUGUAGUUCUGCAAGUGGCACCUCAACAUGUACCCCUAUGCUGGAGUAAUGUAAGCAUUCCUAUAUAUUCCAAAAUAUACAUAUUUUUGGAGUCUGCAUUAUUGUAUAUGCCCAAGUACGUUUGGCUUGUAUCCUUGUCAAAGUUAUAGUUAUGGUAGGGUAGUGCGUCAUUGUUGUUCGACAUUAAUUUUUGGUAAACCAUGAAUGAUGUUCAACAC